GCGGCGCGGGGUCUGGGGCGCGCCGCGUGUGGCCGGGCGCCCGGGGCCGAGGGCGGGCUGGCGGAUGGCGGGCAGAAGGGGUGCGCGGUCCCCUGUCCCGCCCCGCCCCGCGCCGCGCCGCCCGCCUCUUUCGCAGGCGCCUCCCGCCCAGGCUUGGGUCCGCUCGCCUCCCGCGCCGCGCGCCCUCCUCCGCCCCGCACGGCCCCAGCUCGGCGCUCGCCGCCAGCCCGCAGCCCCCGCCGGCUGCCAUGGCCGCUCUGUGCCGCCCCGGCCUGCGGCUCAACUGGUCCGGGCUGAGCCCUUGGGGCUGCUCGUCUCGAUGCAGCAUACAGACCCUGAGAGUGCUCCAUGGAGACCUGGGCCAGCUGCCUUCCAAGGUUCGAGACUUUGUGGAGUGGAGUGCCCGCCUGUGCCAGCCAGAGGGCAUCCACAUCUGUGAUGGGACAGAGGCUGAGAACACUGCCAUCCUGGCCCGGCUGGAGCAGCAGGGGCUCAUCCGGAAGCUCCACAAGUAUGAGAACUGCUGGCUGGCACGCACAGACCCCAAGGAUGUGGCACGAGUGGAGAGCAAGACUGUGAUUGUAACAUCUUCUCAACGGGACACUGUGCCACUCCCAGCUGGCAAGGCCCUGGGGCAGCUGGGCAACUGGAUGUCCCCAGCUGAGUUCCAGCAGGCUGUGGCUGAGCGUUUUCCAGGCUGCAUGCAGGGCCGCACCAUGUACGUGCUCCCCUUCAGCAUGGGGCCUGUGGGCUCCCCUCUCGCCCGCAUCGGUGUGCAGCUCACCGAUUCCGCCUAUGUGGUCGCCAGCAUGCGGAUCAUGACCCGUCUGGGGAAGCCAGUGCUGCAAGCCCUGGGCGACGGUGACUUUGUCCAGUGUCUUCACUCCGUGGGCCAACCGUUAACUGGGCAAGGGGAACCAGGCAGCCAGUGGCCAUGCAACCCGGAGAAGACACUGAUCGCCCACGUGCCUGACCGGCGGGAGAUCAUCUCCUUCGGCAGCGGCUAUGGCGGCAACUCCCUGCUGGGCAAGAAGUGCUUUGCCCUCCGCAUCGCCUCAAGGCUGGCCCGGGAUGAGGGCUGGCUGGCGGAGCACAUGCUGAUCCUGGGUAUCACCAGCCCUGCAGGAAGGAAGCACUACGUGGCAGCUGCAUUCCCCAGUGCUUGUGGCAAGACAAAUCUGGCCAUGAUGCGGCCGGUGCUGCCAGGCUGGAAGGUGGAGUGUGUAGGGGACGACAUCGCCUGGAUGAGGUUUGAUAGCGAUGGUCAGCUCCGGGCCAUCAACCCUGAGAAUGGCUUCUUCGGGGUGGCCCCUGGCACCUCCGCUGCCACCAACCCCAAUGCCAUGGCCACGAUCCAGAGAAACACACUGUUCACCAACGUGGCUGAGACCAAUGAUGGUGGUGUGUACUGGGAGGGCAUUGACCAGCCUCUUGCACCUGGUGUCACCGUGACCUCCUGGCUGGGCAGGCCCUGGACACCUGGUGACAAGGAACCCUGUGCACACCCCAACUCUCGCUUUUGUGCCCCGGCUCGCCAGUGCCCCAUCAUGGACCCAGCCUGGGAGGCCCCCGACGGUGUCCCCAUUGAUGCCAUCAUCUUUGGAGGCCGCAGACCCAAAGGCGUGCCCCUGGUCUAUGAAGCCUUCAGCUGGCGCCAUGGGGUGUUUGUGGGCAGUGCCAUGCGCUCAGAGUCCACUGCUGCCGCUGAACACAAAGGGAAGGUCAUCAUGCAUGACCCGUUUGCCAUGCGGCCCUUUUUUGGCUACAACUUCGGGCACUACCUGGAGCACUGGCUGAGCAUGGAGGGGCGCAGGGGAGCCCGGCUACCCCGCAUCUUCCACGUGAACUGGUUCCGGCGUGACGAUGCAGGCCGCUUCCUGUGGCCAGGCUUUGGGGAAAACGCUCGGGUGCUAGACUGGAUCUGCCGGCGGCUAGAAGGGGAAGACAGUGCGCGAGAGACGCCCAUCGGACUAGUGCCAAAAGAGGGUGCCCUGGAUCUCAGUGGCCUGCGGGCUGUGGACACUACCCAGCUGUUCUCCAUCCCAAAGGACUUCUGGGAACAAGAGGCCCGGGACAUUCGGAGCUACCUGACAGAACAGGUCAACCAGGAUCUUCCCAAGGAGGUGUUGGCUGAGCUGGAGGCUCUGGAGGGCCGUGUGCGCAGGAUGUGAGCUGCAGAGGCCACAGUCCUGCCUGGAUGGAAAGAGGAGAGCCACCAGCCUUGCAGAAAACAGGAACGCUGUCCCAGACCUGCCCCAGACAGUCCCCCAGAAACUGACCAAUAAGAGAUACUCAUCUAUUUUA
This is a messenger RNA of Erinaceus europaeus (western European hedgehog), 2304 nucleotides long. It is a transcript of the gene PCK2, whose product is annotated as phosphoenolpyruvate carboxykinase 2, mitochondrial. The coding region runs from base 249 to 2171 and encodes 640 amino acids. Gene Ontology annotation, molecular function: GTP binding; manganese ion binding; phosphoenolpyruvate carboxykinase (GTP) activity. Gene Ontology annotation, biological process: cellular response to glucose stimulus; hepatocyte differentiation; response to starvation. Lineage: Eukaryota; Metazoa; Chordata; Mammalia; Eulipotyphla; Erinaceidae. The record is from RefSeq and is a predicted model, not a curated record. The transcript is spliced from 10 exons. Gene Ontology annotation, cellular component: cytosol.